Messenger RNA from Triplophysa rosa, 3162 nucleotides. RefSeq lists its product as uncharacterized. NCBI's taxonomy places the organism in Eukaryota, Metazoa, Chordata, Actinopteri, Cypriniformes, Nemacheilidae. Gene Ontology annotation, molecular function: RNA polymerase II cis-regulatory region sequence-specific DNA binding; DNA-binding transcription factor activity. The coding region runs from base 161 to 1834 and encodes 557 amino acids. The transcript has 3 exons. Gene Ontology annotation, biological process: regulation of transcription by RNA polymerase II. The record is from RefSeq and is a predicted model, not a curated record.
GCUGGAUAAAAUGGCGAUAUGAGCUGCUACAGUGUAACAGAAAGUGUAGCAGUAAUAGACAUCAGUUAGUACCGCAGGACUUGAAAAGCCGAUAACGUAAAUAAAUGUGUAAAGCUAUGUGUAUUUAAUAAAUGUGUAUUUAAAGGCACUCCAUCCAAAAAUGGACAAAGACAGGCUCCCCCCGGGUCCGUGCUCUUGGCUGGAGGUGCAUAACUUCAUUGGUGACCUUAUGGCAGCCUCUGCUCCACUGAGAGAUCAGCGGGUUGAUGAAACUUUGAGUUCUGCCUGGGACAUGACAAGACCCAAAGUCUCUCCCCAGUCAAACCCUUCUAGAUCAAGCCAGGUGAAAAGUACUGUAGCGUUUGGUCUGCAUUCUGAGGAACGGGAAAAAUUACCUAGAGACCAUGAAAGCAUUAUUCAGCAUCGUACCUGCACAUGUCCUGGCUGCCCACUUUCCACAUCAUCCUCUCCUUCCUCACUCCAGACUAUGAAAGCUAGAGGUAACUCUGCCUCACAAAUCCAACCACCCUCACCCCCCCAGUCCACCCCACCACAGCAGGGCAAAGAGUCCAAUUCUGCCCCCCUAGGCCUGGGCUUGUGUCUCGGACUGGGUCUCUCUUUAGAAGAGGACACCAGUGAGCCCAGCUGCACAUCUAAUUCUGAACCUGGUCACCCUCAGCAGCAGGACAAAGGCACUAGCACCCACAGUCCCAUCCCACAUGCAAACCCUGAUGCCCCACCUCUUCAAGCUUUUCCCUGUCUGUGCUGUCACCGUGGGUUCCAAACCUGUGCUCAACUCCUCUAUCACGAAAAAGACUCAGAAGAGCAUGCUGCGCGCUACCACCACCAUAAUCAUCACCACCAUCACUGCCUUCUUACCUCUUGCAUGCCGUGUACACAGUUGUACCACGCUGCCCAGUCGCUGUCCUCCUUCCCGUGCUUGUCCUGCCAGCGCACGUUCCCCACCUGUGCCCAGCUCUUGCGCCAUCAGCAGGGCCACGUGCAGCAGGAGAGCUUGCAGCAACUGCCGUGCAUGCACUGCAGCGCCUCUUUUCCCCGGCCUUCGCAACUGCUGCAGCAUCAGCGUACCCAGCACGCGUCCAAAACGGGCGGCUUCCUGUGUGCCGAAUGCGGCCGCGCGUUCAACUCGCACAGCAACCUGCGCAUCCAUCUCAACGUGCACACCGGCGCCCGGCCCUACAGCUGCGCGGACUGCGGGAAGAGCUUCAGCCAAUCAGGGGCCCUCAAGAUUCACCGCAGAAUACACACGGGAGAGAGGCCGUAUACCUGUACGUAUUGCGGGAGGGGUUUCCCUCACUUGGCUGGGGUGAGGGCCCAUCAGCGCACACACACGGGGGAGAAACCCUACCGGUGUGCCCAGUGUGGCAAGUGUUUUACUCAGUCUGGGGCGCUAAAGAUCCACACUCGCAUCCACACCGGUGAGAGGCCUUUCGUCUGUAGCCUCUGCGGGAAGAGCUUUUCUAACCGCUCUGGCAUUCGCUUUCAUCACCGUACAGUUCAUGGGAUUGUUACUGAGCCCAACUCCGUCGGCAGGCCCAGCCUGGCUGCCACCGCGUCGGCUCUUGCAUCAGACGUCCAGAGGAUCCAAGAACCUCUCAACCUGAUCCAUCUUAGGCAACUGGAGGGGCGGAAUCUGUCCGGCAAAGAACAAUUAGGCAGGGAUAGUGACAAAACAGCCCUUCCAUAUGUCUGUGAGGACUGUGGCCAGCGCUUCCCAGAUGCUCCAUCUAGAAACAGACACCAGACUUUGGAACACUAUUCAACAGAAGAGAGAGAAAGGGAAGAGAGAGGUACAGAUAACCACAAAGAUUAGAGGAAUGACAGUAGACUGAGAAAGCAGAUAGUCAAAUACCGAUGGCACCUGAAUAAUGCACUAUGCCGCAUAUAGUUAAAGCUAUAGUUCACACAAAAAUGACGAUUCUGUCAUCAUUUACUCAUGCCAUUGGCUGUGUGUAUGAUUUAUUCUCCUCUGUGGAACACAGUGGAAGUUUUUUUUAAAGAGUGUUAGCUCUUUUUAUCCAUACAAUGAAAGUCAAUGUGGUCCUAAAGUUUCAAACUCUCAAAAAGGUAAGGUAUAAAAUAUUCACGCAAAUCCAGUUAUUUCAUCAUUUUUAAUAAGGUUUAGUCACUCUGUGUGAUACGUUUUUACAUUAUUCACUCAAAUCAAAUAUUGACCAGCUCAUGUACACAGCCCAAGUCAAAUAGAUGUACUGUAAGUUGAUAACAGAAGAUCUGGUUGUUCUUGCAUGUCUUGUGACCAAACGUCAUGCCACAUGAGAACCAAUGAGAUCUCAAUGUUAUCCACUUGCUGGGAGCUGGUAUCAGUCCAUCAUAACAAACAGAGUAUUAUUGUUUGGUCAUGUAAUAUUCGUUUGUCUGUGACUUGUGCCUCAAGAACCUAAAUUAUGAUGAUCUAUUGUGAUUUGCACCUUAAGUUUUAAAUCAGUAACUUAGAAUUUGGCAAUCAGUGUUACGUUUUAGCACAAUUAGUCUUCCUUAUCUACUAUUUUUAAGUCGACAUUUCUUUUUAGUGUUUGAAAAACUGCUGAACUAGAUUAUUAUGAAAAGGUUCUCUUUGCAUUUGUUGUGUGCUGUUUGAAGUUAUAGUGCCAUGUGAAUAUUGCUAGGCAAAUCAAAACAAUUGUAGAUUCUGGCUUUAAAAGCUCAUUAUUUAUUGGUUAAGGUUUUUUUUCCCUUCUCACUUCUAUAAUUGUUGUAGAACUAAUGUUUGUAAUUACUGUAAUUCAUGCAUUCACCAGGUAAAAGCACUUAAGUAUAUUGUGUGGUAAUCAGUAUUAUAACAUAUAGGACAUGUCAUGGGCUCUCUGCAGGAGCUGACAGUAUACAAAAUUACAUAAAGUGGUGUAGCUGUCUUUACACAAGUCCAGGUAAGUAACUAAAACAAAGGAUUGUCCAUUAUUCUUGUAUUAAAUGUAUUUAACAUUAUAUUGUUGGUAUACUCACUCUGUUGACUGAUCAUCAUAUUUCUUUCUGUACAUCUGUCAGUGUGAACAUUGAUCAAUGAAAACUUGUGACAUAUGACGUUGUACUGCCUUAUAUUGAUAUUGAGAAUGUUACAGUGUUACAACAGUUGUCAGUGUGUGUUCCAUCUGUUCGGUUGAAAAUAAAGCUUUGGAUUGU